Messenger RNA from Nicrophorus vespilloides, 2293 nucleotides. RefSeq names its product ethanolaminephosphotransferase 1-like. Gene Ontology annotation, cellular component: Golgi apparatus; endoplasmic reticulum membrane. Lineage: Eukaryota; Metazoa; Arthropoda; Insecta; Coleoptera; Silphidae. Gene Ontology annotation, molecular function: ethanolaminephosphotransferase activity. The transcript has 7 exons. Bases 314 to 1483 code for a protein of 389 amino acids. The record is from RefSeq and is a predicted model, not a curated record. Gene Ontology annotation, biological process: phosphatidylethanolamine biosynthetic process.
AAAAACGUAGUGGGGAAAACAUAAAAUGUGAUAGUAAGCCGGGGAUCUGUCAUAAGGAUCAAACAUUUGAAAACAUUGAAGUUCGCUUGUCCAAAUAUGGCGUAAUGCGAGUUUGGUGCCUGAAAUAUUGAAGUGUGGUGUGGUUUUUUUGCGCAAAAUUCCGAAACGCAUUUCCAUCGAGGGCUUUUCCAGGAAAAUUAUGUUAAAACAGUGAGCAGCAGGCACAGCUAAAAAAGGGUGUACAUUCUCCAUUGAACCGCACGUGUUGCUACAAUCAUCCCCCAUCGGAAUAUUCCAAUAAGAAGGGCAGAAAAUGAAUAAGGAGUAUUUAAACAAUGACCAUCUGGUCGGUUUCGAAAACUACAAGUACAGUUGCAAGGAUACAAGUCCACUGAGCCAGUAUGUGAUGCACCCAUUUUGGAACAAGAUCAUAUUGUUGUGCCCAAGAUGGAUUGCUCCAAACUUAUUAACAUUCAGUGGAUUCCUGUUCACAUUCGCCACUUUGCUGUUACUAAGUUACUAUGAUUACGAUUUCUAUGCAAAUGCAAGGGACCACCCUGAGGUCGACCCCAUUCCGAACUGGGUGUUUAUGACGUCGGCUAUUUUCCUGUUUUUAGCAUAUACUUUAGAUGGCAUCGAUGGGAAGCAGGCAAGAAGGACGGGGACCAGUGGGCCCUUGGGCGAGCUCUUCGAUCACGGAUUAGACUCGUACACGGCGGCCAUCAUUCCGAUCGUGAUGUUCUCGAUAUUUGGUAGAAGCGAUGUGUACAGUAUAAACGCUAUGCGAAUGUUCUUCAUCGUUUGGAACGUCCUUAUCAAUUUCUACUUGACCCACUGGGAGAAAUACAACACUGGUCUGUUGUUUCUACCGUGGGGCUACGAUUUCUCCAUGUGGUGCACCAUCCUAACCUUCCUGCUGGCCGGUAUUUUCGGGUAUGAAAUAUGGCAAUUCACGUUGCCGGGUGGCAUGUCAGCUGGGGGAUGUUUCGAAAUCUUACUAUAUGUUUCCUCGAUGGUAUCGAACGUUCCCAUUGUCUUCUACAAUGUUUACAUGUCCUACAAACUUCGCACCGGACACAUGCGAUCAUUCGCUGAAGCUGCUAGGCCCUUAUUUUCUGUCACCAUUUUCUUCUUGUUGACGUUGCUCUGGGCUUGCGCCUCUCCUACGCUCUUGGAAAAGGACCCAAGGGCUUUGUUUUUCUUGACCGGCACUAUUUUCUCGAAUAUCUGUUGUCGAUUGAUCGUAGCUCAAAUGAGCAACACCAGAUGCGAUUUGUAUAAUUCGCUGAUAACUCCCACGGCUGUGUUCGUCGCUGUUUCGCUUAUUGUGGGAAUCGAACUAGUGGAAUUAUUAUUGAUAUACUUCCUCUGCUUCAUUGCAUUCUUCACGCAUAUACAUUAUGGAUCAUGUGUGGUUCAGCAGAUGUGUAAACAUUUCCAUAUAAGAUGCUUCAAGAUACCAUAUGAGAGUCAUUCAGAAUGACUGCUUGCCGACAACGCAUGAAUCUCAUUAAGUCAGGUGUUGUCCCUCGGACGCCAUACAUAUAUUUUUUGCACGUAAACAAUUAUUUUUUUUGUGUUUCGUUUCUGUGUUCGCAGGAAUAUGCGGCCCAAGACCUCCUGAAACGAAAAUCCACCUCAUCCAUCCUCUUACGACGUGUGUGUUCCCUAUUAUUUAUUUAUAUAACUCCCAAGCAAAUUUUUACGUUCCAUUCGCGCUCUCUUUAUUUUAUUUUUACCUGUCAGAAAUUUCGCUUAAAUUAUAUAAAUAAUACACUGCAAAAAAAAAAACUAUCCUCUAACGAAGCCUAAGAAUUUCAGCAAGUCCAAAGAUGUAAACUUUUUGUACAUUAUCGAGUUUAUUUUGUAUGAUUUUUAUUUUCCUAUUUGUAGUUUUCACUAGGCAAAAUCGAGAGUGCUGUAUCUCGAUCAAAGAUUAAUCCUAACUUAUUUUGUAUAUAUUUAUAUAUAUAUAGGCAAUUUCUAGUUUACGUAGGAUUAAGAUUGCGUUAACAUUAAGUUGUCUUAUUUUUGUUUGUUUUAUUUACGAUUUCGUUGCAUGUACGGAGUAUCUUUGUUGUGGUUUGACUGACUUUCCUUCAAUCCGAACUCACCAUUGACAUAGUAAUUUAAUUUUAUAUAUAUAUUCGUAAGGGAGAUACUGUUGUGUCGUUUGUUCUUAGUUUCAGUUGUUUCUUCUUUCUUUAAUUCGAGGGAUCUUAUUUACGACGUUUUUGUCACUGAUUAUAUAAUAAAUAUGUAUGCGCGGGGGCAGGAGGGAUUGAACCAUCAA